CACCGAGAUAUGGUAAUAGGUAGAGGACCUGACCAAAAAGGCAGAACAGUCUACAAGACUUAAGGACCAGUUGGAUGAGUACAAGCAUGCAGCGGAAAAGCUUCAAAAGACUGAAAAUGUCAUUGAAAAAUACAAAAAAAAGCUUGAAGAAAGUGCCGACCUUCGCCGUCAAAUCAAGGCUCUAGAGGAUCAAAAUGUUCAGCUCAUGGAAAGAAAUCAAACUAUAGAAGAGGAAUAUCGUAAGGUUUUGGCUUUCAAAACUUUGAUGGACUCGUACAAGGACCAAGUUGCUACUCUCGAGACAAAGAAUAACGAGCUGAUACGAGAGAAGAAUAAGAUGGAGUACGAAAUGCAACACAUGACGAAAAGAGUACAAUCCUUGGAAGAGGAUAAAGCCAAUGAUACUGAACAAAUUCAAUUGCUGGAGGAUCGAUUGCAAGAAAUCGAGAUGAACGGCGAAGAAGAUGGCCAUGCGUACAGUGGAAACGUGGACGAAGAAAUGGAUGUUGACGGAUCAUUAGAAGGAAAUCUUGAACACUCUCUGAAGGAAAAUAAUGUGACCCAAUUGCGACUGAAGAUUCGACGGCUGGAGCGUCAAAUCAAAACCAUGCAGGAGGAUUCUACAUCAGGCGGUGGCCAGAAGGCAGUGGUACUCAAACACCUCUUGGAAGACGCAAACCGUAUGAAGGCGCAGUUUGAAAAGGACUACCUUGAAGCAUCUCAGGAACGAGACAUUCUCAACAGCGAUAUGGCACGCAUACGUGAAGGUAUUCCUGACGCCCUAUUGGACCAGAGUCAGGCCACCAUGUCUUUACGACUUCAUAUCAUCGACAUCGAGAAGGAAUCUAAGAGCCUUAGGGACCGCAAUUCCAAAUUGGAAUCCCGUAUCGCUCAAGGUGGCUUUUCUGAUUUGGAUGGAGACCAAGGUGAUUUGAAAAGCAGAUAUCACGAAUUGGAAUCUCGUGCAAACGACCUUGAGGAGCAAACCAAGAAGCAGCUCCAUGAUAUCAAUAAGUUGUUGCUGGAGAAGGACAUGCUUCAAAGCCAAAGUAUUGAGCAUAAAGACUUGCUUUUGGAGAAGGAGAGAGUCAACAGCGAACUCAAGGCUUCUCUUGUGGCUAUCAAUGCCAAGGAUGACGAACCUUUGAAGCAGCAAAAUGCUCAUUUGCAACAGCAAAUUCUGCAGCUCCAAGAGCAAAUCAAUGAACUGCAAAUCAAGAUACAGAAAGCUAAGGAGUUCAUCAAGCAGCAAGACAAGAUGCUCAAAGAAAGCAGACUUGGUCACAACACUGGAAACUUUGAUGAAGCAGUUACCUCUCUCAAAGCCGAGCUACAAAUGCGCGAGGAUGAGAUUGAGAAGUUACAGAGCAAACUGCAUGAAGUUCGAUUACAGUCAAGGCGUGAGCAGCAAUUGAUCAUAUCUGCUUGGUAUGGUCUGUCGCUUCAAAGACCGAAAGAAAGCAUGAAUCACGCUCGAGCUGCCCCACCGUCUUCUUGGUUAGGCCAGCAGAGACGUACCUUAGACAGUCAGUUGAGAAGACAAUAGGCGGAGUGAUAAUACUUUUACGCUCUCACCAUCCAAUUUUCGCAGUGAUAGCUGUCUGAUAGUGGCAGAAAAUUUCAAUCUACACAUUGUAUAGUUAUGACCACCAUUUUUCGUAUAUUUAAUAAAAAGCCUACAGGCAGAGUGCAUCAGGUCGCAGUAA
Molecule: messenger RNA, 1706 nt
Organism: Umbelopsis ramanniana AG
Lineage: Eukaryota; Fungi; Mucoromycota; Umbelopsidomycetes; Umbelopsidales; Umbelopsidaceae
Exons: 7
Coding region: 206-1546 (446 amino acids)
Source: RefSeq, a predicted model, not a curated record